AUGUGCAAACACAUCCUCAACGCCCAAGUCUCGGUCCGCUCCCCUUGCUGCCGCAAGUGGUUCGACUGUCCAGAAUGUCACGCAGAACAAGAAGAUCACCCGCUUCUGCAGCGGUUCGAGAUGGUGUUCGCCUGCAAGAAGUGCAAGAAGUGCUUCCGCAAGGAUGCACGCGACUUCGAAGAGGCAGAUGAGUACUGCCCACACUGCGAUAACCACUUCGUCCUCGAGGCUGUCACUCCUAAACCUGCUAUUACCGUUGAGGGAGACGAUCCGCGCGUCAACAACCGUAUGAUCAAGGACGAGCGCACAAAGAAGGGUUCCGAACCAAUCAAGUUUUCAGUGUUUGACCCGGAUAAGGAUGCGGACAAGUUGUUGUAA
This is a messenger RNA of Thermochaetoides thermophila DSM 1495, 378 nucleotides long. RefSeq lists its product as uncharacterized. The transcript is spliced from 2 exons. Bases 1 to 378 code for a protein of 125 amino acids. Gene Ontology annotation, molecular function: zinc ion binding. Gene Ontology annotation, biological process: protein import into mitochondrial intermembrane space. Lineage: Eukaryota; Fungi; Ascomycota; Sordariomycetes; Sordariales; Chaetomiaceae. The record is from RefSeq and is a predicted model, not a curated record. Gene Ontology annotation, cellular component: mitochondrial intermembrane space.